AUGUCCCGGAAAACCAUCUUCUUGAUUGGUGCUCCAUCAAGGCAGCUACACUGGGAUCAUGUGGAGCUUCUGGACGCUGCUGUGGCCCCCUUCCAUGCCGCUGGAGGCGCUGUCCGUUCCGACGCUGUUAGGUGGAGAGUGUUGGUAGGGCCGGAGGCUCAUGCUAGCUCUACUCACGAUACUGUUUUUCUAGACACGCUUGACUUACAGUCGAAGGCUCCAGGGGAUGUUUUGUCACGUUUUUAUCAACAUUCAAUCUCAAUCCGAGACACGCACUAUCUAUCAGAUUCGAGUCAUGACGAAACAACCCUCUCGCUUCAUGACAGUUAUGAGGAUGCCAGUGUAGAUCCAGCCUUCAGCUGCUCGACUGAUACUCAUCUAGCUUUCUUGGGAAAGAUAUGCCAUCUAAAGGACAUACCAAACGCUGCAUAUCUUCUGUCCAUUGUUCCACAAACUCUGAGUGUAACAUUAGUUGUGGCAAUCCUCGGCAUCAAUCCACCACGGCGAGUCACAUCGCGGUACUCUAAUCAACAAUUUGAUAUUCUCGAGCUUGUGGUAGGGGAUGAGACCAAGACUGGGUUUGGCGUGACUUUCUGGCUCCCAGUGAACGACACCCACAAAAGGAAAAUUACCGAAAGUAAUGAGACGUUUGCUAGCACACUACAUGGGUUGCGGUCCCGAGAUAUCAUUCUACUUCGCAACGCGGGACUGAGCUUCUUUCAAGACCGUGUGUACGGACAGAGCCUGCGAAAAGACAUGACCAAGGUGGAUUUAUUGCACAGACAGCCGCUUGACGUGACAGACUCCGGCGGCAUAUGGUCUGCCACUAGGAUUCUCAGCGCAGAGAAGGAGGACAAGCUGCGAUACAAAGUGAAACAGGUGCGGGAUUGGAUGGUCAAUUUCGUUGGGGUGAAGGCACAAGCUGGCAAUAGCAGAGUUGGCGGCAUACUGCCGCCAGACACACAGUAG
Talaromyces proteolyticus is the source of this 969-nucleotide messenger RNA. RefSeq lists its product as uncharacterized. The transcript has a single exon. Bases 1 to 969 code for a protein of 322 amino acids. NCBI's taxonomy places the organism in Eukaryota, Fungi, Ascomycota, Eurotiomycetes, Eurotiales, Trichocomaceae. The record is from RefSeq and is a predicted model, not a curated record.